CGAGAGUAAGGAAGCCGACAGGGGACCGCGCGAGGCCGACCUGCGGCAGCUCGGAGGAGUCCGGAAAGGCCCGCCCGGGGGGUCCUGGGAGUGACGUGAGGUGACGCGGGGCUGGUGGCGUAGGCGGCCGCCAUGCUGCGUCCCGUCCUCUAGCCUGCGGCUGCCCCGCUCCGCGCCGGCCCCGCGGCCAUUUUGGGCUUCGCGUCGACCCCUGCCCCGCCUGCGCAGCCCUUCCGGGGUCGCGCCGCCAGGGGCUAUAAGGGCUCGUCCGUCGGGGGCGGGCGCCGCGGUCGCCGCAGGGGGGGGCCUCGCGCGCACCGGGCGCCCCCGCUCCGCCAGGAUGAGCGUCCCCUCGGCCACUGCGCCCAGCGCCUGCCGCCCCGGACCGUGCUCUGCCGCCCGCGGCGGAAGCCGCUCCCCCGCGUGGCUCCUCCGCUGGCCCGGGGAGCGGCCUGGGGCCCCGACGCGGCCGCGCGGCGAGGCCGAGACUGCUUAGGCCCCUCGGGCCCGCGUCCGACCUGCGUCCCGGGGAGAGCGCCGCGCGCCGGGGGAUGGAGCCGGCAGCAGACGCCUCGCGGCCACGGCCGGGCUCUCGGCCCCGCCUGCCCUUCCCCCCGCGGCGCCCGCGGCCCGGCCCUGGCGAGCUGCCCGCACCCCCCGCGGCGGGGCAGUCCGGGGCCCGCAGACCGGCUGCUUCCCCGCAGCCGCAGGCGCAGGCGCAGGCGCAGGCGCAGGCGCAGGCGCAGGCGCAGGCGCGGGCCGACCCCUGGGCGAAGCUGCUCGCCCAGCUCCUGGCGCCGCUCCCCUGCGUGCUUCGGAAGCUGCUCCUGUGGGGCCAGGAUCCGCGGUGGCUGGAUCCUGCCGGGGGCUGCGGCGCCGUCCGAGCGCUGAGGGCUCGGGAGGACGCGGCCGGGCCCGCGGCGCGGAGGCCCGUGUGUCCGCCGCGGCCCGCCCCGCUGGGCAGCCCCGCGGCCCGGCCCCUCGACUGGCUGCCGGAGGGGAUGCACUGGCAGCGCCCGCGCCCAGAUCCGGGGCUGGGGCUGGGGCUGGAACUCGAACUCGGAGCCGAGGCCAGAGCUCCGGACCGGGCGGCGGGCGCUCUCGUGCCGGGGCAGCGGCUGUGGGCGGUGGAGCUGUUGCCGAGCGGCCUCCAGGCCCAGCUGUGCGCUGCCCGCGAGCUCGGCCCCGCGCCUCCGGGCCGCCUAAGCGCUCGGCGUCUAAGCAGUUUCAGCGCCGUCUCCUGUCGGUCGGGCCCCACCGAUGUGCGCUGCUCGCCGCGGGGGCGGCUCGGCUGUCGGAACGGCGUCGGGAGCGGCGAUGUAGCCGAGUUCCAGAGCCUCGGCCCCGGCCCCGGCCCCGGCCCCGGCCGCGAGCGCCGCCGUCUGCCCGAGGACGCUGAGGCUCCCGAGCGGCCCGAGGCCGAGAGCGCUUGCGCCUCCUGGCAGGGAUGCCCGCCCGCGUCUGCAGAGGGCCGGCCAGAAACCCACCAGCCUCGCUUGAAACGGCUGGACUUCCUCCGGCAGGCCUGCAAGGGGCAAGCGGUGCCCACCCCGGAGCAAGAUAAUGGCUACCACAGCCUGGAGGAGGAGCAGAACUUGUCCCGGACGGACCUGAAGCCCUGCGGGGACAGCCCCGCGCAGUGUGUUCCCUCUGCUGCACUCGUUCCCGCAACGGCCCGGGGACCCGGCGAGGAAGACCUUGUGUCAUUGGCUGAAGAGGCUCCACUUGCUUGGGAGAAACGGGGCCCUUGGGAGGGCUGUCUGCGCGGCCAGGACCCCCUCGGGGUCGGGGACUGCUCGGACCUACAAGGCCACAUCCCCGCUUCCACCAGACCGGCCUGUAGCAACAGACUGAUAGACUACAUUUUGGGGGGGGGUGCGCCCAGUGACCCGGAGACAGGCUCUGACUCCGGAGGUGAGGACCGGGACCGGGUCGAGGAAGCCGGAGACGACGACGAGGACGACGACGAGGACGAGGACGACGACGAGGACGAGGACGACGCCGGUUUUGGUGGUGAUGGCUCACUGUCAGAAUCAGACCUCGAGCAAGGCCCUGAAGGGCUUCGCCUCUGCAACUCUUUCCGCAGCGUGGAUCCUUACGACCCCCAGAACUUCACGGCGACGAUUCGGUCCGCUGCCACAGCUGUCCCGGGAGACUCUUCGGACUCGGAGAAGAAUUUGCCUGACAAGUCUGAUCUAGAGAAUUCUCCCCAGACCGGAAGCCUCCCUGGGUCUCCUGACCUCGAUCCCGGGGAGGAAGACGACUGGGAGUCUAGUGCGGACGAGGCAGAGAGUCUCCAGCUGUGGAACUCCUUCUGUGAUUCCCAAGACCCCUACAACCUUUUAAAUUUUAAGGCCCCUUUUCAGACAUCAGGGAGAGAUUGGAAGGGCUGUCGCGACCCCGAGAAGCCGUCUGAGCCCGCUGUGGCCAUUUCUGAUGGUCACACCUUCCUGUCUUGUGAGCUGCGACUGUCAGGGGGCCGAGAAAGUGAAGGUCCAGACUCGGUACAGGGCGGAGUUCUUCCUGGAAGGAGACACACGCGUGUCCAGAGAAAAAAGGUAACCUUCCUUGAAGAAGUUACUGAGUAUUAUAUAAGUGAAGAUGAGGACCGCAGAGGACCAUGGGAACAAUUUGCACGGGAUGCGUGCAGAUUCCAGAAACGAAUUCAAGAAACAGAAGAUGCUAUUGGAUAUUGCUUGACAUUUGAGCACAGAGAAAGAAUGUUUCAUAGACUCCAAGAAACCUGCUUCAAAGGACUUAAUGCUUUCAAGCAAUGUUAAGAUGAUUUGACGGCCUCUAACUCAAGCAUACGCUAGCUACCUCUUACUUGAGAGGUUUCUUUUACAAAAAUUGGCAGCUGUCCUUUUUUUUUUUUUUUUUAGAGGAUAUGCAACUUGGAUCCAGUGACCUAGUUUAAUUUUUUUUUUUUUUUUUUGUAACUGAUCCCACUCAGAAAUGUCCAGGUUUGAAGACAAGUCCUGGUAAAUGAAGGAUGAGAUGGUGUGAUUUGUAAUCCUCCCUUUUUUGAUUUAGUUGGAUGUAUUUUGAGUGUACUAUGCUUGCUGAGGCCAAAAGGGGACCUUUGAAGGUGGGAUUUUGUAGUUCAAAAUUUAUUUCCUUGGGAGACAAUAUAUAUAGGGUUCACAAAGCCCAUUUUUUCCAUUCUAAUUUUAAAUUAUGUGUACCUACCUGAAAACCUUGGGCUCUCCCCAUCCAACAUUCUAAAGUUAAUGGGCUUUUAUGUUUUCUCUCUGUAUUUUUAUUUCAGUGAUGUGGUCCUUCUAACUUUGAGGUUAAGAAAAUAAUCUUGUAUAUGCUACCAACUUAAAUUAUUUUGUGUCAAGUUUGUUAAAAUGACAUUUGUUCUCAAAAUGACUUGGGGUGAACGUAUGUGGUGGGUUUUUAUUUCAAGGUUAAGUUCUACCUGAGAUAUUUCCAAGGACUGCCACAGAAUUUAACAUGCGUGGUACUCUCUGCUGCUUGGGAAAAGCUGCAUCUUUCUGCCAAAUUUUAACCAUCUCACACGUUUCACUUCUGUGCAACCUGUUUCUUGGAGUGGGUGCUGUGUGUGUCACUGUCGUCCCAGUUCCAUGGUUCUUUGUAUGUUUCACGUUGUAAGACUCCAGAAAGGAAUAAUUGCAUCGUAGACAUUUCUUCUUUAAAUUUAAAAGUCAAGAAUUUUCUUAGGAAGGAAGCUAGGAGACUUCUCGGGGCAAUUUGGUUUUGUUGUACAUGCUCUCGACAGAAGACCAGUGUUAUUAAUCCCAUGCUUCAGCACCGUCACUUUUCAAACCUGUCAGGGUGACACUAGAAACUUGGAAAUGGGUAGUUAUGAAUUUCCCAGUUUGCAGUGUAAAAUACAGACUCCGUCAGCGUCCACACCUGUUGUGUUCUACGUAGUGAGAGAAGUAAUUUGUCUCUACUUUCAGGAAAGGACAGUACUGUAGACUUAAUAAUGGCAAGUCUUCCUAAUUUUAGCCCAAAGCUUCCUUUUGAAUGGAGGGCUUUGCGGGGGCUGGUUGUCCUUGGUUUAUGUCCUUGGCUCUCCCUGGUCUGCCUCGGUUAGGCUGAGGCAGUGUUAGCAGCUCCUUGGUGGUCUGUUUUUACCCCCACGUGCCCCUUGUUGUAGGUAAUAGAAAACACGAGUAGAACAGGUGACCUCUCGAGUUUGAGCUUAUCUCGGUGUGGGAACAGAUUUUUUUGUCAGAAGUGCUUGCAGAGUUAACUACCUCAGUUUACAAUCUACCCGGUCGUUCUUUUCUAUCUGGUUUGCUCUAAGAACUGCCUCCAGCGGUAAUAGGUAUAUCCGUAAACAGCCACGCCCAGAGCACUCAGAUUUUUGCAGAGCCCUCAUUCAGCGCGUGUUGUGCACCUCCAGGGUAGGUGGUCACAGGGGACACCCUUGCAGAGUCCUGCUCUAACACCGUGAGGACAGGCUGGUUUCUGGCACCAGCUGUGUCAGCUGGAAAGAAGGCAUCCUCUGCCUUAAAAAGCGCUUUCUGAAAAUGUAUAUUCAUCCUUUUAAAACCAGACUGAAGUAUAUACUGUUUUACUUCACAGGCUUAGUCUGAAAUCUAGCACCUCCGCAUAUUUGAAAAUAAUGGGAUAGUUUGACAUCGACUGGAUUUUAGAGACUUGUUCCCUUGGGAUUCCAGCCUCACCACCAAAUGAGUAGAAGCUUGGUGAAGGAUUCUCCCAUUUACUACCCUCCUUUAAAAGAAGUGAUAGAGACAGGGCUGUUUUUUAAGUUGGACUGAAGGAGAAAAAAAUUCUUGUCCUUUCAUCCCAAUCCUAGUUGUUAGAACACAGUUAAACUUGGAAGUUGUGAUUGAACAUUGUACACAUUUUAAGUCUUGCAAUGGUGCUUUAAGUAUCAAUGUAGCAUGUGAAAGGCGUUGUAUAGACAGGUAAAAUUUCCUUUUCUGAGUGUCCAAUGUGAUAACAGCACCUCUUCAUCUUUAACUUGAAAUCAAAACUAUCAGAUUUUAUUUUUGUAUAAUUUAAGGAAGGUGAAUUUAGGGGACUGACUAGAAGACUCUAAAUUGGCUUCUACAGAUCCAGUGACUUAAAUGUAACCAGUUUGUUGGGAUUUUAUAGCUAAAAUUAUAUUUGUGUAUAUAACUUUAACUAAUCUGUAAAUUGUAAUAAAUAUAUUUGCAAUUAUUAAAUGUUACAUGAUAUUUUGGUUCAA
Messenger RNA from Nyctereutes procyonoides (raccoon dog), 5191 nucleotides. It is a transcript of the gene PPP1R15B, whose product is annotated as protein phosphatase 1 regulatory subunit 15B. Gene Ontology annotation, molecular function: protein phosphatase regulator activity. Bases 552 to 2780 code for a protein of 742 amino acids. Gene Ontology annotation, biological process: response to endoplasmic reticulum stress. Lineage: Eukaryota; Metazoa; Chordata; Mammalia; Carnivora; Canidae. The transcript has 2 exons. The record is from RefSeq and is a predicted model, not a curated record. Gene Ontology annotation, cellular component: protein phosphatase type 1 complex; endoplasmic reticulum.